Anastrepha obliqua is the source of this 3648-nucleotide messenger RNA. It is a transcript of the gene CalpA, whose product is annotated as calpain-A. NCBI's taxonomy places the organism in Eukaryota, Metazoa, Arthropoda, Insecta, Diptera, Tephritidae. The coding region runs from base 182 to 2680 and encodes 832 amino acids. Gene Ontology annotation, biological process: proteolysis. Gene Ontology annotation, cellular component: cytoplasm. The transcript has 11 exons. The record is from RefSeq and is a predicted model, not a curated record. Gene Ontology annotation, molecular function: calcium-dependent cysteine-type endopeptidase activity; calcium ion binding.
UGUCAUAAAACUAAUGGGUUAACUUAAUACAUUAUUAAUCAAUUCACUAUCCAUUGCUAGAAAUUUUACUUUGAUAUGUAUUAACUGCGGAUAAACUACGUAUCAAUAUUUUUGUACAUUAUCCAACAUAAAAAGUUUAUGCUCUAGUAUCUGCCAUCUAUACUAGAAAACUUAAUGCAAAAUGGAUGAAUUGACGAGUUUUUUCAAGCAGGCGGGGAAAGAAUUCCUAAAUGCUGCCGGCGAUGCAGCAAUGGGUGCUGCAAAAGAAGUUGUUGGUUCGGUUAUUAAUGAAAUUUUCAUUAAAAAAGAGGCUGAUACCAAACGUGUUCUUCCAAGCAUUAAAAAUAUGCGCGUUCUUGGAGAAAGAGGCAGUGGUACACGUGUGCAAGCAGACGUCCAAGAUUUUGAGUCCAUCCGUAGAAUGUGCCUUGCGAAUGGAUCGCUGUUUGAAGAUCCAUUAUUUCCAGCCAACAACGAAUCUCUCAUGUUUUCACAACGACCUGAUCGACACAUCGAAUGGCUGAGACCCCAUGAGAUCGCUAAUGAUCCACAAUUCUUUGUGGAAGGCUAUUCGCGCUUCGACGUUCAGCAAGGUGAAUUGGGCGAUUGUUGGUUACUCGCCGCCACCGCCAAUUUGACUCAGGAUCCAAAUUUAUUCUUCCGCGUUGUGCCACCGGAUCAAAACUUUGAAGAAAACUACGCAGGCAUUUUCCAUUUCUGCUUUUGGCAAUAUGGAAAAUGGAUCGAUGUGGUGAUCGAUGAUCGUUUGCCGACAUAUCGUGGCGAAUUGAUGUACAUGCAUUCCACUGAGAAUAAUGAAUUUUGGAGUGCGCUUCUGGAGAAGGCCUAUGCAAAAUUGCAUGGCUCAUAUGAGGCUUUAAAAGGCGGUACCACUUGUGAAGGUAUGGAAGAUUUUACAGGUGGUGUAACGGAAUGGUAUGACCUCAAAGAGGCACCACCAAACCUAUUCAAUAUUCUACAUAAAGCUGUUGAUCGUAAUUCUUUGAUGGGUUGCUCUUUGGAACCCGAUCCGAACGUUUUGGAAGCCGAGACACCCCAAGGCCUGAUUCGCGGUCAUGCAUAUUCUAUAACUAAAGUUUGCUUGAUUGAUAUCGCUGUGCCCAAUCGACAAGGCAAAAUACCAAUGAUACGUAUGCGCAAUCCGUGGGGAAAUGAGGCCGAAUGGAAUGGUCCAUGGAGUGAUAGUUCGCCUGAAUGGCGAUAUAUACCUGAAGAUCAGAAGCAAGAAAUCGGUUUAACAUUUGAUCGAGAUGGUGAAUUUUGGAUGUCAUUUCAAGAUUUUCUAAAUCAAUUCGAUCGUGUUGAAAUUUGUAAUUUAUCACCCGAUUCUCUCACGGAAGAGCAACAAAUUAGUGGCAAACGUAAAUGGGAAAUGUCCAUGUUUGAGGGCGAAUGGACGCUCGGUACAACAGCUGGUGGUUGUCGUAACUUUUUAGAUACUUUCUGGCUUAAUCCUCAGUAUGUAAUAACACUAAGAGAUCCGGAUGAGGAUGAUGACGAUGGCAAAUGUACCGUUAUUGUGGCGUUAAUGCAAAAAAAUCGACGUUCAAAACGUAAUAUGGGUAUGGAAUGCUUAACAAUCGGUUUCGCUAUCUAUCAUCUAUCCGAAGAAGAUUUGCAGACCAGACCGCAAGAUAUAAAUUUCUUCAAAUAUCGUGCAUCGGUCGGACGUUCACCGCACUUUAUAAAUACCAGAGAGGUUUGUGCACGCUUUAAACUUCCGCCUGGUCAUUAUUUAAUCGUACCAUCAACAUUUGACCAGAAUGAGGAAGGUGAAUUCGUUAUUCGUGUUUUCUCGGAAACUCAGAAUAACAUGGAAGAGAAUGACGACCAUGUUGGAUAUGGAAGCCCGACCGAUGAUAAGGUGUCGCCAAACUUUCCAAGUCCGAUCGAUCCAAAGCCAACGGACUCACAUAAUGAAAGUCUUUUAAAACUUUUCAAAAGUAUUGCUGGUCCAGACAUGGAGGUUGAUUGGGUGGAAUUGAAACGAAUACUGGAUCAUUCGAUGAAAGAUGAUUUACCAAAGAGUUCAAGUUAUACGCCUUACAACUAUAAUCUACAAAACGCAGAUAUAGGUGGUGGUGCUGCGCCAGAGGUGGGCGGCGGUGGUCUCAAUAUAUUAGCGCUUCUUUGCGGUCCAUUUUGUAAAGGUACCCCGUUUGAGAGCAUGUUUGCUGAUGGCAAUGAACAAAGCCAAACAAACACGAAUCAUGUCAAACCCGGCAAUGUGGGGUUGCCACCAGUUGUGUUAGAGGAGAAUACUGGAUUUUCUAAAGACGUCUGUCGCUCGAUGGUUGCCAUGAUGGAUGUCGAUCAAUCGGGUAAAUUGGGUUUUGAAGAGUUCGAAUCCCUACUAACCGAUAUAGCAAAAUGGAAAGCGGUGUUUAAACUCUAUGACACCGAACAAACCGGACGCAUUGAAGGUUUCAAAUUGCGCGAUGCGCUCACCUCAGCUGGCUAUCACCUCAACAAUCGUAUACUCAACGCGCUGGCACAUCGAUAUGGAUCACGUGAUGGCAAAAUUUCAUUCGAUGAUUUCCUCAUGUGUGCAGUCAAAAUUAGAACUUAUAUUGAUAUAUUCAAAGAGAGGGACACCGAAAACAAAGAUGUGGCUACAUUCAGCAUGGACGAAUGGAUUGAAAAAACUAUAUAUUCAUAAAAUAAUUUCUUCACUGAAAAUCUAGAGGAACUUUUAAAGCUUUUAAAUUUUUGAACAAACUCAUAGCCGAAAAGAUGAUGAAUCUCAUUACUCGAAUUGAAGAACAUUCAACACCAAUACUCAUCCGUUAAAUAUGAAUUAAAGUACACACUUGCAUACAUCUAUUCACUUCAGGAAAUGGCUAAUUGGAAAUAACGAAUCUCACUUAACGAAUAUCUCUAUGCUAUCUGUAUCAGCUAUUGCGUCUCUGCUAAUUACUUCCAAAAUAUGAAACUUAUAAAUUUAUAUAAUAUAUCUCUCCCUCUCACACUCUAUUUCGAAACAUGCUCAUAUGGCCAAAGUAAUAAUGCUAUAGAGAAAUAAUCCUCGAUUUGUCCUUUGAAAUUGUUUAAAUUUAAUUUUCUGCAUUUAAAACGCGUUUUAGGCAAUGUGUAGAUCUGCAAGCAUACAAAGAAACAUAUAUUUUUUUCUACAAUUCAAAUAGUGUUCAUAACACAUCCAAAUACACAAACAACCUUUAUUCUUAAAAAUACCACAGUUUGGCAUAUAUAAUUAUAAGAAAGCCUACUUGGAAUUUCCUUUGUAUGUAUGCAUAUUAAUGCAUUAGUUGUAUCACAUAAGCAAUUUUAUGUGUUGCACUUCCCUUGUAAAAAGAAUGCUUCCUUCUAUUUCACAGUAAUAUUUUCAUAGCAAAUUUUCCAUGUACUAUGCAGAGUUUUUACAAUAACUGCAAAACUCAUAUUACCUCGUUCAAUAUUUAACAAAGGAAAGACAGAACAAGUUGUAGUUAUCGUUGACAGGAUAAAUAAAUACGUAAAUGUUUAUUUUUUAUUUAAAACUGUAUUCAAUAUAUUAAACAAGUAGAACUUAAAUGCUGUAUUUUUGUAUUGCAAUUUUUUAAUUCUGAGAUAUUGUUACAAGAUCUGUUGCAAUAAAAUAAAUAAUUAUAUAUAAUAUUAAAAUUAAAA